AUGAAAACUUUUUUGGUGUUUUAUAUGAUUGGAGUAGUCGGUUUUGCAAACUGUGAUACAUCUUCCUCGGAAUGGUCCUACAAAUACGAAAAUGGUUGGCCAAACCAAUGCAGGAAGGCCGGCCAACAAUCGCCAAUCAACAUUAUGAGCAGGAGUGCGAUCGUUGAUACAUUCCAAAUACAUAUUCGAGGGCCACUCGUCUUUCGAGGAUACGGAGAUGUUAAACUAAGGGGUGUCAACACGGGACGAACGUUAAAAUGGAAGUUUGAGGAAGACACGGGUGCUCCUGUAUUAUCGGGUGGACCCCUCCGGGGCAACUACACCUUUGUGCAGUUUCAUCUUCACUGGUUUUCUGAACAUGCCAUAGACGGAAUAAAGUACCCAAUGGAGAUCCACAUGCUGCACAUUAAAACUGGUCUUACAAUUGAAGAAGCCUUAAAACUACCUGAUGGUUUGGCAGUCAUCGCUGUGCUAUGUCAGGUUCACGCUGAUGAGAACAGUGAGUACAGUCUACAAGAGAUAGAGCCCUUGUUACCAACGCUCUACAAUAAAACAUCGGGACCCGGCUUCAUCUCAACGUUGAAUUUAUCUCGCCUCCUGAGUCCGCAGCCACAGUCAUUCUACACAUACCACGGUUCCUUGACGACGCCUGAUUGUCAGGAAGUGGUCACUUGGAUUGUUAUGGACCAUCCCAUCAGCAUAUCCGACUACCAAUACAAAAUGAUUCGUCAAGUAGACGUCGGUGGCGUGGACAACUAUCGAAGCUUGCAACCGACCAACCGAGUUGUAUAUAAGAGCGCCGCUUCAUCCAUAUCCUCACCACUGCCGAUAGGACUCCUGGGUGUACUGUUAAACAUGUCUUCCCUACUAAAAUCAACCCUGGGCACAGGCGCUUGUGUCGUUAUAAACUUGAAGAGAAAAUUCUUCGCAGAUAAAAAAAAUUACUGCACAAACGCUGCUGCAUGA
Parnassius apollo (apollo) is the source of this 966-nucleotide messenger RNA. The record is from the annotation of a GenBank genome assembly. NCBI's taxonomy places the organism in Eukaryota, Metazoa, Arthropoda, Insecta, Lepidoptera, Papilionidae.